Messenger RNA from Drosophila montana, 1393 nucleotides. Its product is annotated as chaperone protein DnaJ-like. Bases 1 to 228 code for a protein of 75 amino acids. Lineage: Eukaryota; Metazoa; Arthropoda; Insecta; Diptera; Drosophilidae. The record is from RefSeq and is a predicted model, not a curated record. The transcript has 2 exons.
AUGGUCAGUCACGAUCCCUACGAGAUUCUAGGUGUUAGGAAGACUGCCACCAAGGAUGAAGUAACCAACGCUUACCGCGAACUCCUCGCCGAAUGCUAUCUAAAGGAUAUCAAGCAGUUUAAGCUGAUCGUUAGAGCGUAUCUAGUGUUGACAGGAAUGGAGGAAGAGACCCCGGCAGUUAGAACGGCUUUGCAGCCUACAAGACGUUUCAACUUGGAAGAGCGUUAAGUAAGCGAACUGAUUUGUCCAAAUCAACAUCUAGCUUUUUAUCGAAAUCAUGGGACUGGAUAGCAGGUCCACCGGACACACAAUGGAGCUGGACCGGACAAAAAUUGUCAACGCAAACAAAAGUUGACUCGUCUGUCAAUACUUUUGUAGGCUCAACUAUGGGAGCCUUAUCGAAGGCUUGGUCAUGGUCAGCAGAAUCGACAGGCACAGCUUGGAAGUGGACCGCAAGCAAGUUGUCAUCGCAAAGCGGGGAGCCAGAAGCAUCCUCGACAAUGUCUUUAUCUGUCAGCGCUAUUGCAGGCUCGACUAUGGGAGCCUUAUCAAAGGCUUGGACAUGGUCAGCUGGAUCGGCAGGCACAGCUUGGAAAUGGACCACGAGUAAGUUGUCAUCACAAAGCGGGGAACCAGAAGCAUCCUCGACAAUGUCUUCAUCUCUCAGGACUGUUGCAGGCUCAACUAUGAGAGCCUUAUCAAAGGCCUGGACAUGGACAGCGGGAUCGGCAGGCACAGCUUGGAAAUGGACCACGAGUAAGUUGUCAUCGCAAAGUGGUGACUCAGAGGCAUCCUCUUCGAUUUCUGCUUCUGUCAGCACUGUUGCCGGCUCGACUGUGGGAGCCUUAUCAAAGGCUUGGACAUGGACAGCGGGAUCGGCAGGCACAGCUUGGAAGUGGACCGCAAGCAAGUUGUCAUCGCAAAGCAGGGAACCAGAAGCUUCCUCGACAAUGUCUUCAUCUGUCAGCGCUAUUGCAGGCUCGACUAUAGGAGCCUUAUCGAGAGCUUGGACAUGGUCAGCAGGAUCGGCAAGCACAGCUUGGAAGUGGACCGCAAGCCAGUUGUCAUCGCAAAGCGGGGAAUCAGAAGCUUCCUCGACAAUGUCUUCAUCUGUCAGCGCUAUUGCAGGCUCGACUAUGGAAGCCUUAUCGAGUGCUUGGACAUGGUCAGCAGGAUCGGCAAGCACAGCCUGGAAGUGGACUGUAAGCAAGUUGUCAUCAGAGAGUGGGGCCUCAGAAUCUUCCUCAGAAAUGGCCUCAUCUGUUGGCUCUAUUGCAGGCUCGUCUAUUGGAACUCAGACGGAAGCUUGCAUAUGGGCAGCUUUUUGGAUGUUAUUUAUUAUUUUUAUUUAAAUGUAUACAUUUGGUCAAUAUAGAUAUAUUUUUUUUAUAAA